Chelmon rostratus (copperband butterflyfish) is the source of this 6745-nucleotide messenger RNA. It is a transcript of the gene clcn2c, whose product is annotated as chloride channel 2c. The record is from RefSeq and is a predicted model, not a curated record. The transcript has 23 exons. NCBI's taxonomy places the organism in Eukaryota, Metazoa, Chordata, Actinopteri, Chaetodontiformes, Chaetodontidae. Gene Ontology annotation, cellular component: membrane. Gene Ontology annotation, biological process: chloride transport; transmembrane transport. The coding region runs from base 185 to 2821 and encodes 878 amino acids. Gene Ontology annotation, molecular function: voltage-gated chloride channel activity.
AAGGAACUUACUGUAACCGGGACGCACUCUGUAGUUGGAGUUCCCUUCGUGAACUCCUUUACAGAAACUAAAGUCAGGCCAAUGCUUUAAUCAGUGCGCACUCAGAGAGAUAUCGCGGUCGGUUUCGUCUCACUUGCAAGCUGAAAGACUUGACCAAGUCGCCGGGUAGAGAGCGAGCAGAGCCAUGGCAGGGGACGGGUCAGACCAGCGGGCGCUGCAGUAUGAACAAACUCUGAUGUAUGGGCGCUACACCCAGGAGCUCGGGGUGUACGCCAAAGAGGAGGCCGCUCGGCUGAGGGAGAGCGGGCAGAGGCGAUCGGUCAGCGAACGAAGCCGGACCCUGGACCUGCUGGAGUACGACAAGGGGCGCUGUGCCAAGUGUCGCAUCUGCACGGUUCGCUGUCAGAAGUUCCUGAUCUCGCGGGUCGGGGAGGACUGGAUCUUCCUCAUCCUGCUGGGACUCCUCAUGGCCCUGGUCAGCUGGGUGGUGGACUUUUGCAUCGCCAUCUGUCUACAAGCACAGAAGUGGAUGUACGGUGGUCUGGACAGUAAUGUGUUUCUGCAGUAUCUGGCCUGGGUCACCUAUCCUGUAGUCCUCAUCACCUUCUCUGCUGGCUUCACCCAGAUUCUCGCCCCACAGGCUGUUGGUUCAGGUAUUCCAGAGAUGAAGACCAUCCUGAGAGGAGUUGUGCUGAAGGAAUACCUCACCUUCAAAACUUUCGUGGCCAAAGUCAUCGGUCUCACCUGCGCUCUGGGUAGCGGCAUGCCCCUGGGCAAGGAGGGUCCGUUCGUACACAUCGCCAGUUUGUGUGCCGCUCUCCUCAGCAAGUUCAUGUCUCUGUUUGGAGGAAUCUAUGAGAAUGAGUCGAGAAACAUCGAGAUGCUGGCUGCAGCCUGUGCUGUGGGAGUGGGCUGCUGUUUUGCUGCCCCCAUAGGAGGUGUGUUGUUCAGUAUUGAAGUAACCUCCACGUUCUUCGCGGUGAGGAACUAUUGGAGAGGUUUCUUUGCUGCUACCUUCAGUGCCUUCAUCUUCAGAGUGCUGGCUGUUUGGAACAGAGACGAAGAGACCAUCACAGCCCUUUUUAAAACCCGUUUCCGGCUAGACUUUCCCUUUGACCUCCAGGAGCUCCCAGCCUUUGCUGUCAUUGGGAUUGCCAGUGGAUUCGGCGGGGCUUUGUUUGUCUACCUGAACCGGCUGAUUGUCCAGUUCAUCAGGAAACAGAAGGCCAUCAACAGAUUCCUCAUGAAGAAACGUCUGCUGUAUCCUGCACUGGUCACUUUACUUGUUUCCACUCUAACGUUUCCCCCUGGCUUUGGACAGUUCAUGGCUGGCAAGCUGACCCAGAAGGAGUCUCUGGUGACGUUAUUGGACAACCGGACGUGGGCCAAGCAGGGCAUCGCUGAGGAGUUUGACUACAUCGGACACUCUCAAGCCUGGAAACACCCACAGGUCAACGUCUUCGUCACACUGGUCCUCUUCAUCGUGAUGAAGUUCUGGAUGUCUGCCCUGGCCACCACCAUCCCAGUUCCCUGUGGAGCCUUCAUGCCAGUAUUUGUCAUUGGAGCAGCUUUUGGUCGUCUGGUUGGAGAAAGCAUGGCAGCCUGGUUCCCAGAUGGCAUUCACACAGAUGGCACCAUCUACCCCAUAGUGCCAGGAGGCUACGCCGUCGUGGGUGCGGCGGCCUUGUCGGGAGCGGUCACCCACACGGUUUCCACCGCGGUCAUCGUGUUCGAGCUGACUGGCCAGAUCUCCCACAUCCUGCCUGUGAUGAUAGCGGUGAUCCUGGCCAACGCCGUAGCGCAGUCCCUGCAGCCCUCCCUCUACGACUCCAUCAUCAGGAUCAAGAAGCUGCCCUACCUCCCUGAGCUGGGCUGGGGACACCACGAGAAGUAUAAUAUUCGUGUGGAGGACAUCAUGGUGCGUGAUGUGCGCUACAUCACACUCAACUGCUGCUACAGAGACCUGCAUAACGUCCUACUGACGGGACACCUCAAGACUCUGGCACUAGUGGAAUCAGCCGAGUCCAUGAUCCUAUUGGGCUCCAUAGAGCGUGCCCAGCUCCAGUCGCUGCUCUCCCAGCAGCUCGGUCGCCCCAGGCGCCUGGAGUACAUCAGGGAACGGGCCGUCGCGGAGAAGAAACGCCUGUCGAUCGUGUCGAACCCGGACAGCGAGGACAGCAGCCAGCGGGUCAGUCAGGAGGUCCGCUUCCAGAUCUCUACUGAGGAAUCAACCUUCAGUCCUGUUCGUCCAGUCGCUCAGAAGCCUCUCAAACCUGCAUUGAAGAGACCCUCUGUGGUGGAGCGGCCCACCGAGAUCCCCACCAGCCCAAAUGAUAACUCCGGCAUUGCUUUGAAGAACCUGUUCUGCGCUAGUCCAGACACAGAAGGCCUGGAGGACGACGGAGAUGUGGAGGAUGACAUGACUAUUAGAGAGAUUGCAGAGUGGGAGGAGAUGCAGCUUGACGAGCAGGUCAACUUCAACAACUGCAAGAUCGACCCCGCCCCGUUCCAGCUGGUGGAGCGCACAUCGCUGCAUAAGACCCACACCAUCUUCUCCCUGCUGGGCCUCGACCACGCCUACGUCACCAGCAUCGGACGCCUCAUCGGGGUGGUUUCCCUGAAAGAGCUCCGCAAAGCCAUCGAGGGCUCUGUGACGGUGAAAGGGGUGAAGGUGCGUCCUCCUCUGGCCAGCUUCCGGGACAGCGGCACCAGCAGCAGCGAGAACGAAGCCACCGAGCUCCACAAGCUGUGGGAUCGCCACAAGAGCAUGUCGCUGCCCCGCGAACACACCCCCUCCGAGUCUGACGAGAAAUCCCAGUGAGGGAAAGCGGACGAGGAGGAGGAGGAGGAGGAAGAAGAAGAAGAAGAGCCGGUGGAGAAGGAGGAGGAGGAGGCAUUGAGAUCUUUAAUCCCCCAAAGCCACAAACAUGCAAAAAUCCUCAGGGCUUAGGAUCAAUAUUUAAUUCUGGAAAGAGUUCUACUGCUACGCCAGCCUCUUCGUAACUCCUCACUCCUCCGCUCAUCUACUCCUCCUUCUCUCCUCCAUCCACUUUGCUUCACGGACCCACCAGUGCUUUCCCCAGGGGUCUUGCACUAACCAAGCCAGACACUGCACGGCGGAGUGGAACACAACGCGACCUGUGCCCUGCUCUCCACUCACCCUCGGGAAAACCCACAGCAGAGCGAAUGUGGAUCGGUGGGAGGGGGGAGACGUUGGGGACUGGGAAUGGGCUGGAGUCUUAAAAAAAGGGAUUUUUGUUUUUUAGCAGACUUUGUUGAGCUUGUGUAUCUUUAGAGUCGGGUUAGCUUUUGGAAAGCGUCUUCCACUUGAAUUCAGCAUUGAUGACAAGGAGGAAUAAUGUAUGCCUGUACUGUAAGUGUGAGUGUGUGAUUGAUUGAUUGAUUGAUAAGAGAAAAUGUGAGUGUGCGUGAAGAGGGUGGUAGCAAACGACUAUUUCUUAUGCGAUCCUUUUUUUUUAUUGCCUUUAGAACACAUUUCAGUCUUUGUUUUCCAUCCAAUAACUGUAUUUCCAACUGAUCAGGUGGUCUGGGAUUAACUGGAAUUUGUCAUCGCACCCACUGACAAGCGCUGGACUAAGGGGACAGAUGCCUUAGUUUCCUGUUUUUCUUGCUUCCAUUACGCCUCUUGUCCCUGGUCUUCUCAUCUCUUUACUGCGAGUCUUAACGGUCAGGUUGAGAGAACAGUCUAUGCAAGCAGACUUGCAGUGCGGGCAGCGAUGGAAGCACCUGUAGCCCUCUUCAUAACCCGCACUCCUUUCACACCGUAUCCACGGCCUUACAUCAUACAGGCACACAGCGACACACGCAAACAAGACGGCGGCGAUGCGCUCCGAGAGUCGAGCUUCUCUGCUUAUCUAAAUAUAGCUCUUAAUAACCGCUCCAGAGAAGGUUGGCGGAUGGAGAGGCCAGGAAGCGAGGGAGAGACGGAGAACAGGCGGCGAAUGGAUGGCUGAAAGAAUGAACACAUCAUUACCUAACCAGCUGCUCUGGGCCCUCUCAUCAAUCUGCCUUUGAUUUCCACGUUAGCUGACCUCCGUUCCUAUCAGAUGCAGUGCCCCCCACCACCACCACCAGCUAUAUGAUGUAAUGGUCCAGGGCUUAGGCAGACACUGCUGUCAACAUAUGCAGCACCAGAUGACAGCAUGUGAGCAGCUAUAUGAUGUAAUGGUCCAGGGCUUAGGCAGACACUGCUGUCAACAUAUGCAGCACCAGAUGACAGCAUGUGAGCAGCUUGAUUAGCUUGAGUGAACCGAGGCAUGAUCCAGUGAGAUUACGCCGUGUAAAAACACUAAAGGAAAUCCAUAUGUGGCGGAUAAUGAGUGGUCAGAGAUGCAGUCGGACCAUUAAGAAUUGACCUUGUUUGCCAGCAUAAGUCAAAAUUGCUGAAUUAUCACUCCAGCUACUCGCCCAACGUGGCUGACUGAUAAAACCUGGAACUUGAGCCAUUAAUGUCUUAACGACAGCAUGGUUUCUGAUCCAGCGAGCGGUCUGACAUGACAGACAGCGUAUACGUGCUGUGUGUUUAAUAAUUCAUGUCCGCCAUAAUGCUCGAGGCUCCUCGGUGCGCUCUCUGCUACUCGACUGAAAAACAUUGAUUUGUUUUCCCUCUCCUCCGUCCCUCCAUCUUUUCCACUCCCAUUUCUUACUUAUGUGGGCUACUGACCCCAGAUGCAGUGAGUCCUGUAAGACACACUCCUUUUCUUCUUUCCAUCUUUUUUCUUUCAUUUUUUGAAAACGGAUGUCCACUACUGUCUAUUAGCUCCACUGUCUGGAUGCCUUAAAUAUGCAUUCACACCCGACUUCAUAGUGGUUUUCAGCAUUUGAUCUCCGGCAUGGAUUUGAUUUUUGGUGGUGUCUUGUCUUGCUGCGCGCCACUGAAAGUAGAAGAGACAGUAAAACAGCAUGGCUUUGCAUGACAGAGUGCAUGAGAGAUUUGUUUUAUAUGAUCAAAAUGUACCAAAAAGAAAAGCUUGACGGAAAUGAAUACGGGCCAAGUGAAUGACGUCGUGUCUUAGUAUGUUUGCCAUCUUGUGCCUGUAUGUUAUGUGUCUUUACAGUAUCUUAUUUUAUACUUCUAGUGUCAGAUGAUUUCACUUUGAUUGGCAUCUUCCAUUCAUCCAAUGAGCUUUAUUCAUUGCCUGUUUUUGAACUGGGGAUGGGUCUUUGGGUUAGCAAAGUUAUGCUUACAGAUUAAUAUAUUUAACAUCAUUCCUGUAAUAUAAAAUUAUAAUUUAAUGUCUUAACCAAUCUGAAAUUGUUGACUCUUCUCUUUUUGAAAGAGAUUUUGGAGGCUUGUUUUAUGAUAUUUUGUAUUUUUUUCCACAUUUGAUGAUUUUACAGUUUGAUUUUGAUGCAUAAUCCUUUAUUUUUUUUUAUCUUUUGACAUGCUGUCUGAUAUAUUUCUACUCUCUAAGACAUUUAUUUGUAAAGCGCAAAUAACACUAACAGGGUGAAGGCUCGUGAAGGCUCACGAUGGCUGCCUGAUAGGAAAGCAAAAAAGAAAUGUAAUUGUGAAGCCGAGGGAAGUUAAUGUUGACGGGACCAGCAUGUGGUCUGUUGGUGACAUGUUCAUUCCACAAGUGCCUGCAUCAGCUCUUCUUUAUCAAUAAGCAAUCGACACCUAAGUGUUUGGAUCUGGUUUUUUAGUCAUACGCAUGUAGACCAGGCACUUUUCACACACACACACACACGCACAAAUAUGUAAGCGGGGUGGAUGAUGUGUUAGCGCGGUGUGCAAUUAUCACCAUGGCAACCUGUCGUCGUCACAACCCCCCCAUCUGCUCGCCCCAGGGACUGACUGAGAUCCACUCGUCCGAUUUGGUUCUGUUCAUUUGUUUGUGCUUUUAAUCGAUUUUCAUUAUUCUGCCUUCUGCCAGAGCCUUCCCCUCCGCAGACGUUUCAGAGUUUUUCAUCUCAUUUGCUACCAGACAGAUAUAGACCGAGGUAGACGCAUAUUUAUUAGUCUGUAUUAAUCAAAGUAGAAGUUGUACAAUUUCUUGUUUCUCAUUCUUUUUAUGAAUGAUCUACUUGUAGGUAAUCAAUUUGUGCAAUAACGGUUGUUCAUUUCACUUUGUAACCCAGUUUUAAUUGAUGACAUGAAUGCAAGAUAACCUUAUUUUUGUAAAGAAACCUGAAAAGUGUAAAAAGAUGUAUGUAUAUGAGGAGAACCGACGCUCACACAGGAGCUUGUGUGUGAUAAAGUGAUGUUUGAAUGGCGGCUCGAGGGGGAAGGUUUCCCAAAAGCCUCAGUAAAAGCUAUCAGAGUCUCACUAGAAUCAGCAUUAAGAUGUUUAAGGACACUGUUAGGUGUUUAGCCUUUGUUCAUGAAGAGAAAUAGCUUCCACUCCUCAUUUUUAGUUUGGGAAACCUUCCCCGUGUGGUCUUGAAAGGCUCUGUGGUGGAUCCUGCUGCAUGGACUGUAGCUGGCGCUCUCAUACAAGCCCCCCCACCUCCCCCCUUAAGCACUGGCGCUGAGUCAGUUUUAUCAUGUCCUCUCUAUCCUCUUCUUUAGUCUGAGGGGCUUUGAUAAGACCAGAUCCUCACAUCAGCUGCUGAGGGUUAUCUUUUAUCCACUCCUUAGGGCUCUUAGGGACUGUACAUUGUACAUACUGGAGGCCCCCACUACCCCGAGGGCCACACCAGACGGAGCUGAACAAAAUCCAGAGCUAUUUUUCACACAGAAAAAUGAAACCUUGUUUUGUAUAUCAGGGAUGAAUAAAUGAGA